CGAUCCCUGGUACCGAUUAAAAAAAAAAGUUGCCAUUAGAGCUAGCGUGGUGGGUGCUGUGGUCCCUGUCCGGUUCUGCCAUGGCAUACAGGGGCCAGGGCCAGAAAGUGCAGAAGGUGAUGGUACAGCCCAUCAACCUCAUCUUCAGAUACUUGCAGAAUAGAUCCCAGAUUCAGGUGUGGCUAUAUGAGCAAGUGAAUAUGCAGAUAGAGGGCUGUAUUAUUGGUUUUGAUGAGUACAUGAACCUUGUAUUAGAUGAUGCAGAAGAAAUUCAUUCUAAAACCAAGUCAAGAAAACAACUGGGUCGGAUCAUGCUGAAAGGAGAUAAUACUAUUCUGCUGCAAACUGUCUCCAACUAGAAAUGAUCAGUGAAUUAAGACAGCAGUGAGAAGCAAUGGCAGGCAAUUAAGAUAAAUGUCAAUUACAGUGUAUACCCAUAUUAAAAAGGCAGCUGAUUAAGUGGUUUGCCUUGGGAGUAUUUGUAAAAUGUUUGGUCAUAUUGUUUUGUCUACCCUUAUGUUUUUACUGGGGGCAAUAAAUGUAGGGUUGUUUUUAUUAAAAAAGACAAAAAAAAAAUGGCACUGCCACGCUCCCUUCUCUGUACCGCCCUAUCUAUGCUGGAAAUGGGAGCUUAUCCAUUCUUACAAGUCGAGGUAAAAAAAAAAAAAAAAAAAACAAAACAAAACAAAAAAAAAAACAAAGAAAAAAGAAAUGGGAGCUUAGUCGCUAAAGACCAAGAGGUGGUUUGGACUUGGGUAGGAUCAGGAAGUCCAUGGUUUGCGCCCACACCCUGUUGGUUCUUUCUGGGGCUCCAAUGUCCCAGACAAAGUCAAUUCUACCUUUCUCUUGCAGCAACAGGAGGCAGAUCAUAUUGUAAUUCCCCGGGAGAAUAUUUUUAUGCUUGUUUGGGGCUGCGAAACAGUUGCAACAGGAUGGCAACCCGCCUUCCCCGAUAAACACCUUAAACUGUCAUUGGGGCCGCCGGGGUGCAGCCUAGAUGACUACCCACCGGCCAAUCAAAGACCUAGUACGUUUCUAAACGUCACUGUCACCACUCCUGAAGACCCUGGCUGGUUGACAGGACUUCGAGUUUAUGAGUCAGGCAAAGACAGGGGAAAUCUUAUUCUCAUAAAAAAGGUUCCCCUACAGAUUUCAUCCAUGCCCAUAGGCCCAAAUCCUGCUCUAAAGCCAAAAUAUAAUCCAAAUCCAAAAUACAAUCAGUCCAAUACAGGUCCUGUUACUGCUGUUCAAACAAUCACAGUAAGUGACCCAACCAUAAGUGUUUCUCAAGCCCCCCUACACCAGGCAGAUCAUAUACCUGCCCCUCCAUAUUCACAUUAUACCCUAUUCAGUUUGAUUAAAGUGGCAUACAUGGCUUUAAAUCAUACCCAACCUGAUCUCACCCAAUCCUGUUGGUUAUGCUUGGCUGCUCCUCCCCCAUAUUAUGAAGAAAGGCCCUGAAUUUAACCUUUAACAGUUCUUCUAGCUCAUCUGCCUGUGACUGGGGCAAUCACCACAAGCUGACUCUCCCUGACAUCUCAGGUAGAGGGACCUGUCUGGGGACUCCAGCUGUCCACCAGCACUGGCAGCAUGACUCUGUGCCCAGCUUCAUUCAGAGUUCAAGCCAAAUGAUUACCUCAUUCCACCCCCAGGAAUGUCUUGGGCCUGCAAUUUUGGCCUCUCACCCUGUAUAGCAACUACUGUUUUUAACAAGUCUACAGAUUUUUGUGUUCUUAUACAGGUUCUUCCUCGCAUAAUCUUCUACCCAGGACACUACUACCUCCAGGCAUUGCAGACCAGCUAUAUGUAUAAGAGAGAACCCGUGACACUCACCUUAGCUGUAUUACUAGGGUUAGGAGUUGCAACAGGAAUAGGAACAGGGACUACAGCUCUAGUGCUGGGAAAUCAGCAUCUAGCUCAAUUACAGGCAGCAGUAGAUCAAGAUUUAAAAGAAAUAGAAACAUCUGUGACGGCUCUACAGGCAUCCCUGACCUCUCUAUCUGAGGUAGUUCUACAGAAUAGAAGAAGGCUAGACCUCCUAUUUAUGAAGGAGGGUGGCCUAUGUGCUGCCCUCAAGGAAGAGUGUUGUUUUUAUGCUGACCACUCAGGAGUCAUCAAAGAGUCCAUGAAUAAACUAAGAGAGCACCUCAAAGAGAGAGAAAAAGAGCACCUCAGAGAAACCACCUUCUCCUCCAUGUGGGGGGUCUCUUCCCUUACAUUGCCCCCCUCUUGGGACCCCUAGCUGCCUUGCUGUUACUGCUUACUGUAGUACCUUGUAAUUUUCAGAGGAUCAUGGUGCUCAUUAAUAACAUUAAUAACAGGAUUGACACAUUUAUGGCAAAGCCCAUUCAGGUACAUUACCACCGAUUAGAAAUGGCAGAACAACAAACUUAUCAGGAAAGAACACCCACCGAUGGCCCACAUGAUACUGUGGCCCAAAUGCCCUGAGGUACUGGACAGGCAGCCAGAGACGGGCAACUAGGACACAUAUGUAGCGCUAAUCGGCCACCUAAGACAGGCCUAGGACCAACAGCUGUCCUGCAGGCCCACGGUGGGUAAGGCUCGAUUGGGUUCAUAUGAGGAGUCCUUGACCCAAGACAGGCGCUGCCCUCCCAGGGCCUGCCAUAUCCCUAAAAAAUAUAUAACAAUAAGGGAGGAGAUGUAGGGAGCGGCUCAGAAUGGCUGCUGCUGCCUUGCCCCUCCCACCUGAGGGCAUUUUGUGUGUCAGCCUACAUUUCCCAUGAGCCUCCCCUUGCCUACAAUGCACAUGAUGUAAGCAACUUCCUGCUUCAGCCUACAUUUUCCAUGAUCCUCACGUCUGCCUACAUUACCCAUAAUCCUCUCCUGCUUUCAUCAUAUAUCCGAAUGUGAUGAUGACCUAUCAGAUAACCCUCCAUGCCCUCUUCCUACCCCAUUGGCCCACCUCCCCCUAUGUAAGUUGUAGCCAUUUUAAGACUAAAUGAGACUUGAAUGGAAUCCCAAGUCUCUGUCUCUCUUUUCUCUUGCCCAGCCCUUCAUCUCCAUCCCCUCUCCAGGUGAGGCCCAUGGACCGAUCCACAGGACGGAUCAUUUUCUAGCUUUUAGACAACAUUAGAACUUUUAACAAAAUCCUUGAAGUGACUUUUUUAGUAGUCUAAAAUAUAUUAAAUCAUUUUACAUCUUUUUACCAUCUUAAAAUGUUACAUUUUAAAAACUGUAACUUUUCAAAUUGGCUCAAUAACAGUGUGAUCUGGCUUUACUUGGUAAAGUCAAUAUGAUUUUAAAAACCAUAAACGUGGGGCUGGGGAUUUAGCUCAGUGGCAUAAGUGCCUGCCUUGCAAGCAGGCAGUUGUGAGUUCAAUCCUCAGUACCGGUAAAAAGGAAAAAGACAACCCCCCCCAUAAACGUAUAUAUGUGUGUAAAUAUGCAUAUGUGUAUAUAUAUAUAUAUUUUACAUUUUAACCAGAAAGAAAAAUACUUCUAAAGGCAUGCCAAGGUUAUCCAUAAUCAGUUGAAGACUAGAACAUUAAACAAGGCACCACAAAAGACAAGACCAACCUUAAAGACACAAAGGUUUUUCUGUCUGAGGUUCGGUGAGCUAAAGGGAAAUACAUUUUCAUUAUGACCCUUAAGUCCAAUAAGCCACAUGGAAUCUGCAACAGUAGUUUAAGAGAAAUAAAAGAAACUUGAAUGUUAGUACUGAGGUAACAGAUUCAAAUGAACAAAUGGCUCCACAAUAAAAAUAUACCAAGCACAAAACCAAAUGGAUAAAAAAUCCCAAAUCACAAAUGGGCUAGAAGCCCUUUCCUGGAGGGCAUCCCACUUCAGUGCAGAAGGAGCCAGCCAAACUCUUCUGCCACUUUAAACACGUGCACUCAAAUUACAAAGAACAAAAGACCCAAAUACUUACAGAUGGUUCAAGCCAAUCCAUUGGUGAAAAAAUGUGGGGAAGGGUCCCUGUGUAAUCCCGGAUGAGCCCCUAAAUGUUGUAACCCACACAAAAAAUAAAGCCCCAUGAUGAAAAACAGAGCAAGACUCCCGAGAUGGUAAAUGGGGCAAGACGUUUUUCUAAAAGAAGCACUUUUAUUGUAGCUGGCCCAGCAACACAGUGCAGAUGGAAUUUGCAAAACUGUGCAACUGAGUUAGAAUUUUGACUGAUUUUUAUAGUUCAUUUAUGAUUAGCUCAUUGAUCAUUUAAGUACAUAGUGAUGAGAAACAGAAACAAGAUGGGCCUUUGUUCCCCUUUGCUUGAGGUCAGAGGCAUUUUACAGAGGGUGGUUAGCCAAUGUAUAGCCCUUGGUCGGCCAAUUCUAGGAACAUUGUUGUUAUGGUUUGAUAACUAGUGGUCAACUUAACGCCAGCUGGAUUACAUCAGCACGCAUUGAGAGAAGAUGCUCCACCUGAGAAGGGUUGCCAGGAUAAAUAGGUGGAGAAGAAGAGAGGUGUGGAGAGGGAUGGAGGCGUUAUGGAGGCAUUGUUGGUUCUCCUACGAGUUACUGUCUGAGCUGUUGGUUCUCCUGGAGAAGUUCAUCGAGCAUUGCUUCCUGGCUCCGGAGGGGAAGACAUGUGCUGCCUGGUCUCCAGGAUGAACUACUCACGCUGCUCCCUGGCACGUACCCGACUGUGCUUGUCGUCAGAGGAGCUCGGGGCCUCCGUGUUGCCGAGGACAGCUGUGGUUCCUUUCAGGACAGCCCCACUCUUUGUUGUGAGUGUGACUUCUCAGCUCCAGUGUAGAACCCUCAUCCCACUAGCACAGCUCCUUCAUCCUUCUGGCAUAGACUUUCUGGCUUCCACCACUGACCCUUGGGUCUUCCCGGCACGAAUCCGUAAAAGAGACUGGCGUGAGUCCUUCUUGUGGGCUCUGGACUUCCAGUUGGCCUCAUGGAGGCAUUGUUCUGAGCUCUGGGUUUUUAUCUGGACUCAUUUGGGACAUUGCCAUGGGGUUUAGACUCUUGACUAAAUAAUCUAUGUCGUUGGUGUUGCGGAUGGAUUUCCUGCAUUCUCCUGUGUUAACUUCUGGUGACCAUUAUAAAAAUAUUAUAAACUCCA
This is a messenger RNA of Cavia porcellus (domestic guinea pig), 5028 nucleotides long. Its product is annotated as small nuclear ribonucleoprotein E-like. Bases 81 to 359 code for a protein of 92 amino acids. Gene Ontology annotation, cellular component: U1 snRNP; pICln-Sm protein complex; U5 snRNP. The transcript has a single exon. Gene Ontology annotation, molecular function: RNA binding. Gene Ontology annotation, biological process: mRNA splicing, via spliceosome; spliceosomal snRNP assembly. Lineage: Eukaryota; Metazoa; Chordata; Mammalia; Rodentia; Caviidae. The record is from RefSeq and is a predicted model, not a curated record.